This is a messenger RNA of Hepatospora eriocheir, 435 nucleotides long. NCBI's taxonomy places the organism in Eukaryota, Fungi, Microsporidia, Hepatosporidae. The record is from the annotation of a GenBank genome assembly.
AUGAUCUAUCAAAUUUUUGAACGCUUAAGAAAUAUUUAUAAAAUUAAACAACUGACAAGAGAGUCAAUACUCAAAAUAAGUUCAGUUGUUAAUUCCUCUGAAUCAACUCCUCUUAUAAUAAAGUAUGCCAAGACAAAGAUUUUAGAAAUAGAAAAUAAAGCUGUUAAUAAUAUUACGGGACAGAUAAACAGCUUAUUAAUUCCAUUUAUUAGAGGAACUAAACACAAUGAGAUUAGAAGACCUAAGAGAUUUUCUAAGAAUGUAAUUGACAUUCUAAAUGAAUCUUUUGCUAAAAGUGAUUAUCCGUCCUAUGAAGAAAAGAUUAAAUUAGCGAAUCUUUGUUUAGUAACACUAAGACAAGUAAAUAGUUGGUUUAUAAACAAGAGAAAUAGAAUGAAGAAAUUACAUAACAAAGAUUUCUUUGAUAAAUAUUGA